CACUCGGCUGCGAGGUCUGGUUACUUUUAUAAUUCACAUAACCCUGAAAACCCUAGUAUAUAAAUCUCUCUCCAGCGUCACUCUGUUGUUUCUCUAAGCUUAUUAGAAUCCGCGCAUCCUCCCUCCAUUAGCGUUAGGGUUUCUCUGCUGCGUCUGCUCCGAUGGGUAAGGGUACAGGGAGUUUCGGUAAGAGGAGGAACAAGACCCACACGCUAUGUGUGAGGUGCGGCCGCCGCAGCUUCCAUCUCCAGAAGAGUCGCUGCUCCGCCUGUGCUUACCCAGCUGCCCGCUUGAGGAAAUAUAACUGGAGUGAGAAGGCUAUCCGCCGAAAGACCACUGGAACUGGAAGGAUGAGGUACCUCCGUCAUCUUCCCCGCAGGUUCAAGAGCGGCUUCAGAGAGGGUACUCAAGCUGCACCAAGGACAAAGGGAGUUGCAGCUUCCUCUUAAGAUGAGAAGUCCUUUCGGGGUGCACAAUGCUUAGCAGAGCCUCUAGUCAUUGUGUUGGUUAAAAGUUUUACCAGAACAUUGUUUUAUGUUAUUCACUUUUUGAUGGUCUGUUUAGAGGGAAACUUUAGUCUUUCGAAGAUUGUAGUUUCUGUGGGAGAUUUCUGGGACAAUGUAUUUUGUUAAAGGUUCCUAUUGAGUAUCUGAAUUUUGGCUAAUGUGGUUUUGAUGGUGCAAGUUCUGGGAAAUGUUUUCAUCACUAUUGUCGUCUUUCCUCUGCUUGGUAGAUUAUGAUUCAUGUUAUCUUUGUAGUUGCUGUCAUUUGCUCGUUGUUUUGCUUAAUUGGUGAGCAAAAAAAUGUAUUAAGUAUGUCGCCUUUGGUUGUUGGUAUGGUAAUAUCAUUAGGUAGAGGAGAAUGAUGGAGUUUCUCGAUUGCAAAGAGAUGAAUGAAUUUGAUUGGUAGCCCUUCUUAGUCUGAUGAAAGUGAUCCAGGCAUUUAGUUGCAAAAAAGACAUCUUAGCAAUAAGUAGCUUCUUAACUCUCAAGACGAAGUGUUCUUGUUUGCUGCUGACUAUAAUUUGUAUUUUGUAACUCUCCACUGACCAGUGGUGUUAACCAAUUAUAUUUCAAUCGGCAUCCUGAGAAUGUGAAGAAUGAAAUGGGAUGUGGGUA
This is a messenger RNA of Linum trigynum, 1118 nucleotides long. The record is from the annotation of a GenBank genome assembly. Lineage: Eukaryota; Viridiplantae; Streptophyta; Magnoliopsida; Malpighiales; Linaceae.